This is a messenger RNA of Teleopsis dalmanni, 3241 nucleotides long. RefSeq names its product N-terminal kinase-like protein (gene yata). Gene Ontology annotation, biological process: protein phosphorylation. The coding region runs from base 598 to 3177 and encodes 859 amino acids. Gene Ontology annotation, molecular function: protein kinase activity; ATP binding. NCBI's taxonomy places the organism in Eukaryota, Metazoa, Arthropoda, Insecta, Diptera, Diopsidae. The record is from RefSeq and is a predicted model, not a curated record. The transcript has 13 exons.
ACUUGUGUGUGUCAAACAGUGUUGCAGGCUGUAAAAAUUUCAAAGCCAUCAAGAAAUUUUGCAACACUGUUAUAUCGCAAAAAUAAACGUCAACACAAAAUUUGUGCACCAUAAGUAAUGCAAACACAACUAAAAGCUACGUCAUGAAAAGUUAAUUAAAGUGCGUAUAUUUUUCUGUUUUAAUUAAAUUGUUUAUUUGUAAAAUGUGACAAAAUUCAAUUGCAAGCAAUUAAGAUAAAUAUAUUUCAAAAAGAUAUUUGCUAAAGUUGCUAACUGAUUACAAAAACAAGUUGGAGAAAAUUGUUGCUGACCAAAUGUUAAAAAAAAAUGUUGCAAAGAACAUAAAUGAAAAGCAAACGAAUAGUGACGAAGUAAUAAGAAAACGGAAAAAAAGCAACAAAGUAAAGGAGUAAUAUUAGCCUGAAUUAAAAAACAAUAUCAGCAGCUGGCAAUAAAAAUACAUAUUAAAAAUUUAGUAAAUUAUUUAAAUAGAAUACUCAACGCUUCUAGAGCAUUUUCCUUUAGAAAUUCCAAUACUCUCCGCAACACGCUGUUAUCCACUACUAUAACAAAAUAUUCAGUCGUCGAGCAAAACACAUGAUGUGGUCGUUCUUUUCGCGCGACUCCUCUAAAGAUUUUCCAUAUGAAAUUGGCGAGCUAGUGCCAGGUUUUGAAACGCAUUCCAUUUGGACGUUGCACAAAGGAAAACGUAAAAGCACACAAGAGGAAGUAUCUAUAUUUGUUUACGAUAUACGCUCUGGCUCGGAUGCGAAGCUAGAAUUAGCUAAAGCAUCAUUAAAACGUUUAAAAACUUUGCGACAUCCUAGUAUAUUACAAUUUUUAGACUCUAAUGAAACAGAAAAAACUAUAUAUGUGGCAACAGAACCAGUUGAGCCGUUAGGUACACAUAUUAGUAAAUUAGCAACUGAUGGACCACAAAAGGAUUUAUAUUUGGCUUGGGGUGUUUUUCAGAUCACACGUGCUUUAUCAUUUUUAAAUAAUGACGGCAAUUUGAGGCACAAUAAUGUGUCAGUAUGGUCUGUUUUUGUUAACUCAUCUGGUGAGUGGAAAUUGGGUAGUUUGGAAUAUGUGUCCGCAGCUGAUGGUAAUCCUAUGCCACCACUAAAAGUGCCGCCAGCUUUAGAAGUUUAUGAUCCACCUGAAAAGAACGAUCAAAGUAAAUUAAAAGCAGCAACAAAAUGCUCGGUUGAUAUGUGGGGUCUUGGUUGCCUUGUGUGGGAAUCAUUUAAUGGUCCAUUAAAAAUACGCUCGAAUCUCAAGGAUAUCGAUAACAUACCAAAAUCAUUACAAUCCCUUUAUUGUGAAUUAGUUGGUGCAUCACCAUCUAAUCGACCUAAUCCAGCUGAUAUUAUUACGAGAUGUCGUAAACCUGGAGGAUUUUUCAAAAACGAUUUAGUUGAUACGUUACUAUUCCUGGAAGAAAUACAAAUUAAAGAUAAAGCUGAAAAAAAUCGUUUCUUUAGUGGUUUGACGUUACAUUUGGAAAAUUUUCCAGAUAAUGUGUGCAAACAUAAAAUAUUACCACAACUGAUAACUGCAUAUGAAUACGGAGAUGCCGGUUCAGCAGUAUUAGCACCAAUGUUUAAACUUGGUAAAUUACUUGAUGAAGCAGAAUAUCAAAAACGUAUUGUGCCAUGUGUAGUUAAACUUUUUGGAUCAACGGAUCGUGUGACGCGUUCUCGUCUGUUGCAACAAUUAGAACUUUUUAUAGCGCAUCUGCAACCUCAAGUGGUAAAUGAACAAAUAUUUCCACAAGUUGCACAUGGUUUUUUAGAUACUAACGCCACAAUACGAGAGCAAACCGUUAAGUCCAUAAUACAUUUAGCACCAAAAUUAAAUUAUAAUAAUUUAAAUGUGGAAGUACUGAGACAUUUUGCGCGCUUACAAGCACGCGAUGAUCAAGGUGGUAUACGUACAAAUACAACUGUUUGUUUGGGUAAAAUUGCACCACACUUGCAUCCGCAGGUACGGCAAAGAGUAUUGGUAUCAGCAUUUAUACGUGCAAUGCGUGACCCUUUUCCACCAGCACGUGUAGCUGGAGUGUUAGCUUUGGCAGCAACACAACAAUAUUUUUUGCUAAGUGAAGUAGCAAAUCGUGUCUUACCAUCAUUGUGUUCACUUACCGUUGAUCCUGAGAAAACUGUUAGAGAUCCGGCUUUUAAGACGAUAAAGGGAUUUUUAGGAAAAUUGGAAAAAGUAUCAGAAGAUCCAAGUUUGCGUGAAACCAUGGAGGCUGAUGUGCAUACCGCUACACCUUCGAUAGGCAAUGCUGCUGCUACAUGGGCAGGGUGGGCAGUAACUGCCGUAACAGCGAAAUUUUACCGUAGCCAAAGUGAUUCCUCAAGACCAAGACCGCCAUUGACUGGUCGCAAUUUAUCAAAACCUGCAUCCUUAGAGCAACCUUCAAGUAGUAGUUUAUCAACCACAACGUCAAGUGUAACUUCAAUGACAUCACUGGAACAUGAAAGCAAUGAAACUUCAGCAUCUGCAUCGGAUUAUGGAAAUAAUGAUUGGGAUAAUGAAAAUUGGGGAGAAAUGGAUACAUCACAAGAUCCUACAAGUCCAAUGGCAAGUACCUCAAACAAUGGGCAAUUGACUGUUACAGCUGUAAUUGCCGAAGUCAGAGAUGGUUGGGAUAAUGAAGAAUGGGGCAGUUUAGAAGAAGAUCCUGGUGAGGAGGAAGAAGAAGAAGAGGAACAAGAAGUGCGGCAAGAGCAAUCUUUAACACGACAAUCUCCUAAUCAUCAACAGCAACGGUCACAUCAACAGCAAUUAAAACAACAUCAGAUAAAUGAACUUAUAGAACCGCUGGCGAAAUUAAAUUCACACAAUUUGAUAACAUCACCAUCGAAGCAAAAAGCAUUAAAUUUACGACCAAAAGAAUUACCAAAUAUAUCUACAACGCAAACGUCAUUUGCGAAUUGUAAUAAUAUAAGUCCCCCACAUCUGAAUAAUUCAACGAAUAACGCAAAUUGGAAUAGCGAUUCUUGGGCUGAUGGUGAAUUUGAGCCAAUCGAUGAUGCUGUUGGUAAUCCUAAACUUGAUGAAGCGCGCCGAAAGCGAGAGGAGAAAAAAUUACAACGGCAACGUGAAUUAGAAGCAAGAAGAGCGCAACGUAAUAGUGGUCCAAUGAAAUUGGGCGCUAAAAAGCUUUAAACUUUACUUUUGAAAAUUUGUAUUAUUUUAUUUCAAUUUUUUUUAUUUUUUGGUAAUUUUCAUU